AUGGACAGAAAAUCAUCAUCGGACUCAACUCCACGCGUUUUACGAGCACUCUAUAAGCCUUUGCGACCUCCGCUCCCUCUUGUCGGUAACGAAGUGAUCGUGGUGCGGCACUCUGAAACGAUUGAUGAGGUGUUUCCAGACUGGAUAGAGCGAAGUAAACUCGACGUGCCGGAGUACAUUCCAUUCGACUUGAACAUGCCCGUUCGCUUGCCUCGACGUGCCGAGAUGAAAGUCGCAUACAAGCACGAUCCGCCGCUCAGUGAGAUUGGUCGCAUCAUGACGCAGAUUUUCGCACGUGAACUCGUCGUCCGAAAUGCAAUCCCGAAGGUUAUUUAUUCCUCGACGAGUUUCGCCAGCAUUCAGACUGCAGCAGAUAUCCAGACCUUUAUCGGGAAGCAAUGCGGUUCUAUUUGUGUGGAUCCAGCGCUGGCGUCUGACCGACAAGGUGCGCCGUUUUGGUUGACUCAGAAGGAGUUGUUACAACUGAAUUACCGUAUCAAUGAGUCCUACAUUGCUCAAAAGGUGGAAAGCGAGGAUAUGAAUUCAGUUGCAAACAGUAUGAAGAGGCUGGUCAACAUCUUCUCGCAGAGCACUGGAUUAGUGCUGGUUGUCACGGACUCGUUGGCCGUUUCUAUGCUGAUGGACAUCAUCUCAGAAGUCGAAAGGAAAUAUGAUCAGUCGGAAAAGCAGCUGCGUAAAGAGGCCGAAAUUGCAUUUCCAGCAACGUCCUCUAUUAUUUUCGCUCCUAAUGCCAGCGUGAGUACUCAGUUUUUGACAUCUCCUGAUUUUCAACAGAACACAAAAGUGCAACUGAAUGACGCCACUGGUUUCCUUGCAGAUGCAUUUGGAACCUUCACGCAUAUUUCUUCGUCCUCUAACCAGAAUUGGCAAAAGUUCACUACCACACUUUGA
Angiostrongylus costaricensis is the source of this 912-nucleotide messenger RNA. Lineage: Eukaryota; Metazoa; Nematoda; Chromadorea; Rhabditida; Metastrongylidae. The record is from the annotation of a GenBank genome assembly.